Podospora anserina S mat+ is the source of this 7821-nucleotide messenger RNA. RefSeq lists its product as uncharacterized. Gene Ontology annotation, molecular function: protein binding. The transcript is spliced from 2 exons. The annotation marks the transcript as partial. The record is from RefSeq and is a predicted model, not a curated record. Lineage: Eukaryota; Fungi; Ascomycota; Sordariomycetes; Sordariales; Podosporaceae.
AUGCUUGCCGUGCGCUCUCGACGUUAUCGAUCGUCGACUUCGGCUUCGACCGUCCAAACAUCGAAAGCCGCCGAGGUCCUCCAGCGUCUGCUUCGACAACUCUCCGAGACAGCAAACUCCCGCUCUGCCGAUGGGUACCCCGAAAUCGAGGAUCUGCUCGAGCAGAUCCGCCAGAUACACCAGCACGUUGCUGCCGCGCAACCGCCUUCCCAACCUCAAGACGACUUUCGACACUUGAACGGCUUCCAGACCCUCCUCGAAGUUUUGCGAUCGUUCUCGGGCUUUUAUAACAUACAAAAAAGAAGCAAAGACGAGAGGAGGGGAAUAUUUGAUUUGCUUCACGUCAUUCUGGCGACUGUCUCUGCCGCAUUCAGGGGCCAUCCGGGAAACAGGAGGUACUUCCAAGAUAGAGUCGAUGGCGGAGGAUGGGAGUCUCUGGAACAAAUAAUUGCCAGCAUUGGUGUGGGAGGCGGAGAAUCAGACUUGUGGACAAACUGUCAAUUGUUUGGGAAGCUGCUAUCGUUCGCCCUGGACGACCAGCGGCUUGAUGAGCUCUGUCGUUCUGUGGCUUCGUCCUCGACGGCAUCUCGGCCUACAUCCGCCCCUGGGACGGAGGAUCAAGGAGAGUCACCGACACUGAUUGGGGACAAUACAAAAGAGAGCCAGGGCCAGCUUGACAGUUUAGAAGCUAUCGAGGCCAGGCUUGCACAGAUUCUAGGGCCCAACACGGUGGUUCAGAAUGCCGAGAUUAUACGGACGGUCGUGGGCUUUUGGGAAUCAAUACCGAGAACCAAAGGGGCACCGCCAGAUUUGGCUUCGAUGAUCGUCUUGAUAACGCUGUCGUCUGUUGGUUCGGCCUCUCUUUUCAACCUCACGGCAUUACAUGGAACCGGCAUGCUCUCCAGACUAUUGCGACUGCUGUUCUCUAGUGAGCGCAUUCUUACCGAGGCCGAGACAAAAAAGGCGUUGCCCCUGAGCAAAUCGCUCAUGUACCUUGGGGUAGACCAGCUGGCUGAUGCGCAGUUUUUACUCUGCAAUCGGGACGAGGAUGUCUCUGAAUUUUGUCUCGACAUGACGGAAAAGAACAACGGGCCACCUUUCAUCCAGUUUGACCUGUCACUUCACGGUCAUUCUUCCGUUGAACUGCCCAACCUCGGGCGACCUUUUCCACCCCAUUCGUCAGCCGGAUACACUUUUGCUGCCUGGGUCCGUGUCGACAGAUUCGAUCCCCAUUCGCACACCACACUCUUUGGAGUAUUCGACUCUACGCAGACCUGCUUUCUGCUGGCUUACCUCGAGAGGGACACCAAAAACUUCAUUCUGCAAACAUCUGUUACCUCGUCCCGUCCCAGUGUUCGGUUCAAGACAGUUUCUUUCAAGGAGAAGCGGUGGUAUCACAUGGCCAUCGUGCACCGCCGGCCCAAGGCACUCGCUGCAAGCAAGGCCAGCCUCUAUGUCAACGGGGAAUUUGCAGAGCAGAUACGGUCGGCUUAUCCAAACCCACCUCCCAUCUCCAACACGAGCACUGAGAGCUUCGCUUCGUUUGCGUCAAGCAGUCACAAAACAAAUCCAGUACAGGCAUUCCUGGGCACACCCCGUGAUCUUGCGACCCAGGUUGGCCCUGGUCUUGUGCAUUCGAAAUGGUCCCUUGCCUCUGCUCAAAUGUUUGAGGAUGUCCUGAGCGAUGAUUUUCUUGCGGUGCAUUACCGACUUGGACCACGGUAUCAGGGUAACUUUCAAGACUGCCUUGGAGGGUUUCAGACGUAUGAGGCCUCGGCCGCUCUUGGACUCCGUAACGAGCUGUUCCAUCCCGGCAAGGAUGAGAACUCGGAUAUCCUCAGAGCUAUCAGAGAUAAGGCUAGCUCCAUUGUGCCCGAACAGAAAGUAUUGCUCAGCAUUCUCCCUAGGGCGGUGUUCCGUACCGAUGGCAAGUUCAUGGACUCGUCGCUCUUUCGGUCACUGUCGAGGAACUCGGCCGGCAGUUUGUUCCAUACUACCACUAAGACGGGAGUCCCUGUUGCGAUCAACGCUGCUGUUCCGUGUAUCAAUGAUGCGCUAAUCAGAAUGAACGGAGUAUCGCUUCUCGUUGGCGACCCAGUCUUGACCACGCCGUAUCACUUUGAUGACAAUUUCUGGCGACUUGGUGGCUUCACACCUGUGGUGCUGAAGCUAGUUGAGCGCGCCACAACCCCUCAGGAUCUCCUCCGGUCUGUCGAGAUGACCUUUCAUUGUAUCGAAAAGAGCUGGCGAAACAGUGAGGCCAUGGAGAGGGACAACGGAUAUGCUAUCUUGAGCAUGCUUCUGCGGGCCAAGCUCGGAUACGGAAUUCCGGCUUCAGACAGCGUCUCACAGUCGUGGCGGCUUGCCGUCACGAACGAGGCAAGAGACAGGCUCAGCUUCCAGCUCUUGAGCUUGGUCCUCAGCUUCGUGGGUUACAAACAUGCGGACCCCAUCGAAUCAUUUGUCGUGAACCCUCUCGCUUAUCGUAUUCUCCUCAUCGACCCCGAUACCUGGCGCAAGGCGGCCCCGAUCACCCAAGAACUCUAUUACAAGCAGUUUGUGACCUUUGCCGUGAAAAGCAAGCACCACCAAUUCAACAGCAAGCGGCUGCUCAGAAUGCGCAUCAUCAAGAGGCUGCUGGAUGCUCUCAAGGCCGAGACCAUCUCGGAAGACAUCCUGCCUCAUUUCAUGGCCUCGUUUGAGAGUCUGGUCAAAUGCAAUUUUAAUGCAGAGGUUCACCGUUCUCUUGCCCUUUUCAUCACCUACGCCUUCCAUACCCCUGCUGGCUCCCUGCCCCGUACUCCCAAACCUAUAUCCAGAGCAGGGACGCCUUCCCUGAGCAACUUGAGAAGACCAGUCCCGGUUGAGACGGGAACGUCCUCCUCGAACGGCCCCUCAAGAUUACUUACAAAGAAACAAUUAGGCAUCAAGUUCCUAGAGAUGUACACACGGUUUCUCUGCGAGAAAACCAACCCGGCUGACAUCCGCAAGUUCGCCAAGACAGUAACAAAUAAGGUGAUAUUCGGUGUCGACCCAAAGAGAUUCCCGAGGCCAUAUGUAGUACUGACGCCCUUGCAGUGGCUCCUCUACCUGCUUGCGGAGGACGAUCCAGAAAUCGUCGUCCACGGAUGCAAGAUUCUCGCCCGCCUCAUAGUGUCGCAGCCGACAGCGUACACAACCAAAUUCUCUACUAGGUCUGGAGGGUUUCACAUCAUGGCUCACCGCUUGAAGCAGUGGUGGGACAUUGCUACUCUCUGGCCGAUCCUGUUCAGUAUCCUGUUUGGGUACGACGUUGCGAAUAUCAACUUUGGCAAGUCGUUUGACUUUUUCAGUCUCUUGGAAAUAUUUGGGAAUCGACAUGUGGUUUUCCCCGAUGUGCUGCCGGUUAUCAUCUCGAUGCUGCAGCACGGGCUGAGGGAUAUUCUCAAGUAUCAGGAUGAUCCGGACUCUCCGCAUGGAGACUGGGAGACGCCCAGGAGUGGUUCGGAAGGUCUUGCUGCCGUCCAGACGCGUCCAAGGGCUCGGUCUAUGGAACUGGGCCAGGCUUUGGAGCCGCGGAGUAUGUCUCUUUCUUGCCUUUGCUCUGGAUCUUCGCUGACAUAUUGUCUAGAAACACGCCUGCCUGACAAAGAGAGGGUCUCGGCUAGUGUUGGAGUUCUUCAGACAGUUGUCCGCUUUUUGUCAGACAUGCACAGUCGGUCGGCCAGCUUCAGAGAUUUUGCCCUCAACUCUGACUACGUUCGCCUCCUUUUCUCGGCAUUGUACCCCAUCAUCGUCAGCGCGGAUCCCGUUACCCCCGAUACUGAGCUCAACUCCAAGGACUCGGUCCUCACAUUUGAGGGAGGCGACGUGCUUAUCAGGCCGGUUCCCGGCUCUUCGACUACGGCCACUCCAAUCAUUCGAACCGCAAACGCAGGACAAAUGGACGGGUCACCGUCGUCUGUACAGGGUCGCGGUACUCCUCUGCGGCGACCUUCCUCGUUCAUAUUGGUGGCAUCACAACAGCAGCAGCCACUCUCCCCACCCAUCCCCGCUCGUCUCAGCCAUGUCAUGUCGCCAAAGAAGCGGGUAAAUACGCAGAAAGUCAGCAACGUGGUACUCGAGGGAGUGCUGGAGCUCAUCAUCAACGUCUUCACUGAUCAGCUGCUCGUCCGAAAGGAAUUUCCUGGUUUUGGUCUCUUCUUGAAGGUUCCUCCCGGCUUUCAGGAACAUCAGGCCUACUUUGAGACGUAUGUUCUUCGUAAUAUCAUCACCCACCUGAAAAACACCAUUCAGCUCGAGCAAAAGACCCUUCUCGAGCCGAGGAUUCUGCAGAACAUGUCUCGGUUGAACAUCCACAUGGUGGAAGCGAUCUUUGAAGGGUGGUUCAUGAAUGGAGCAGAGACGAUGAUUGACUUUGCCGGGACUUUGCUGGAGUACCUGCUGCGACCUGACAUCUCGUCUUUGAAGAGCGUCCGUCUUUGCAGCUCGGCGGUGGCAACGAUCAGGGCAUGCUUCUUGAAGCUGACGCUUUUGCGGCUGUCGGACAUGGAUGAUCCGCAGUGCCAGGAUGCGGAUGCUGUUGCUAGUAUGGGGCAGCUGAUGUACUGGCAGACUGUGCUGCUCAACUGUCUGCAGGUGGAGGAUGAUUACAUGAAGCUGUUGUGGUAUCAACUUUACAACAAGCUGGUUGAUCCGAGAGAGCAAGUUCGGAUGAUCGCUGCGACGGUGUGGCGGAUCAUGCUGGUGCAAAAGCCGGAGGAGGCCUCGGUUUUGUUCAGGCAGAUCAUGACGCCUGAUCAGCAGCAUCUGACGAGGGGAUUCAGAAAACUGACUGAGCUGGAUGACAAUGCGUUUUUGGAAUGGGUUGAUCAGCAUCGGCCUUCGUUGGAUGUGUUGUUUGUCGGGGGGAUUUCCAAGACGUGGGAGGAGUUUGUUGGUGGGGAGAAUCAGCGGUACAAUGACACUGCGAGGACGAGGUUGAGGAACCGGAAGGAGAAGUUGAAGCAGUGGCAUGCUGAGUUGAGGGAGAGGGAGAACGUGCUGCUGAGGCAUGAGAUGGCGAACAGCGCGUGGAUGAAGAGUAUUUACUUCACUGAGCACUUCAAGUACCAGAGGCACUUGCAAGACCAACAAGAUGACAACGCGUUCUUGGCGUGGACGUUUAGCAAGAUGGACAGGGACUUGAGGAGGCCGGGAGCGGUGUUUGCGGAGAGGCAGGAGAUUAAGUGGAAGCUGGAUCGGACGGAGGGGAGGAACAGGAUGAGGUUGAGGUUGUUGCCCGAGUAUCCUGAUCAGCAUAGGGAGUAUAGGCCGAAGAGGGGGGAUAAUUCGGGUCUGAAGCUGAAUACGGGGUUGGCUGUGGGUCGACAGUCGAGCAUUGGGAUAACGCCGGCCAGUUCGACGCCGCCGAUCGAGGCUGGGGAGGAGGAGGAUACUGCUGAGGAAGGGGAGGAGGUGGUGGAUGGGAAGGGGUUGGAUCGGCAGGGGGUGACGCCGGAGGAUGACUUUGAGCUGGUGGAGGAUCCGAAUGAUCCGGAUGGGGAUGAUAAUUUUGAGGACAAGAACAGGAAGGUGAUGAGGAGGUUGCAGCAGGGGGAUUCGGUGCAGAAUGUCUUCAACAUUUCCAGGAUCAUUGGGCUGGAUGCCUCGGAGGGGAUCUUGAUUGUUGGGAAGGAGGCGCUGUAUCUCAUGGACAGCUUGUUUCAAAGUGCCGAUGGCGAGAUCAUCAACGUAUGGCAAGCACCGCCGGAGGAGCGAGAUCCGUUUUCCAUCAUCAUUGCUGGCAAGAAGGCGGAUGAGGCGCGCCAGGAGCAGAGCCGUGCUGGUUCGGAAUCGCGCAGCUGGAAGUGGCGGGAAGUUCUGAUGCUGUCCAAGAGACGGUUCCUCUUCCGGGAUGUGGCCAUCGAAAUGUUCUUCACUGAUGGCCGCAGUUAUCUGCUUACGGCUAUCAACUCGACGAUGAGAGACGAGAUUUAUGCCAGGCUUACCGCCAAGGUGCCGCAUAAUAGCAACCCGAGUUUGUUGCCGAAUCCGGAGGAUGCCUGGAGAUUGGAGGCUCUCAAGUUCACCGAGGAGGCACCGCAGACGCUGGGGGCCAAGUUUGGCAGCAUUUUCAACUCGUCGGGGUGGAACCCGCUGAUGAAGAGGUGGCAGAAGGGAGAGAUAUCCAACUUUCACUAUCUGAUGCUGGUCAACACCAUGGCGGGCAGAACGUUCAACGAUUUGACGCAAUAUCCGGUUUUCCCGUGGGUGUUGGCGGAUUAUACGAGUGAGGAGCUGGACUUGAAUAAUCCGGCGACGUUCAGGGAUUUGUCCAAGCCGAUGGGCGCGCAGAAUCCUACUCGGGCGGCGGAUUUCAACAUGAGGUACAAGAGCCUGGCCGAGAUUGGGGAGACGCCGUUUCAUUAUGGGACGCAUUACUCGUCUGCGAUGAUCGUGUCGUCGUAUUUGAUUCGGUUGCCGCCGUUUGUGCAGUCUUACAUACUGCUGCAGGGUGGGACGUUUGAUCACCCUGAUCGGUUGUUUUUCUCCAUCGAGGGGACUUGGACGUCGUCGUCGAAGGAUAAUGGGUCGGACGUGAGGGAGCUGAUUCCUGAGUUCUUUUACCUUCCGGACUUUUUGACGAAUGUCAAUGGUUACAACUUUGGUGAACGCCAAGGUGGCCAGGGGAAGGUGGACAAUGUCAUCCUGCCCCCUUGGGCCAAGGGCGAUCCCAAGAUCUUCAUCGCCAAACACCGUGAGGCUCUCGAGUCUCCGCAUGUGAGCCAGCACCUCCACAAAUGGAUCGAUCUCAUCUUUGGGUACAAGCAGCGCGGAGAAGCCGCGGUAGAAAACUUGAAUGUCUUCCACCAUCUCUCUUACAAGGGCGCCAGAGAUUUGGAUGACAUUGUCGACCCUCAGGAACGUGCCAUUACCACGGGCAUCAUCCACAACUUUGGCCAGACCCCCCACCAAGUCUUUACUCGGCCACACCCCGCCAGGGAAUACGACCGCUGCCCGAUCAAGCGGUUGGACACCUCCAUAUCCGCCCUGACUAAACUCCCCUACCCGCUGCUGGAAAGCCACGAACGGGUGUCGUCAUUGAUUUACGUCCAGAAAUACGACCGGCUGCUUUGCGCCUCCCCGUUCAGGAUCAACCUCCCCCCGUUCUACGACAAGUUUGUCGAAUGGGGUUAUGCGGAUAACUCGGUCAGGUUCUUCUUUAGCGACAACCGCCGUUUGGCGGGGCUGCACGAGAAUCUGCACAUAGGGCAGAUAUCAACCCUCACAUUUGCAGACAGCAAAACGCUGAUCACGGCCGGGGAGGACUGUGUCGUUUCUGUCUACAACGUGCAGACAUCACCCGGAAAACCGGUGGAACUGCAGCAGAGGUCGAGCUUAUUCGGGCACAAGACUCCGGUCACCAACAUCGCGGUGGCGAAGGCGUUUUCGACGAUUGUGACGGUAUCGCAGGAUGGGGUUGCGUUUCUUUGGGAUCUGAACAGGUUGGAGUUCAUCAGACGGUUGCCGAUGCCGAUGAGGGGGGUGGGACAGCAGGUCGAGUGUGUGGCUGUGAAUGACACGACGGGGGACAUUAUGGUUUGUGUUGGGCAGAGCGUGGUGUUGUUUACGGUGAAUGGGGAGGUGAUUUUGGAUCAGAAUGUAUGUGGUGGUGGUGGUGGGAGCGAGGGGGAGGUGACGGAUGAUUACGUGCAUAGCUGUGCGUUUUAUGAGGGGUCGGGGGGGAAUGAGUGGUUGGAGAAUCAGUUGGUUUUUACGGGGCAUAAGAGGGGGAGGGUGAAUAUUUGGAGGAAGACGGUUAGCAAGGAGGGGAGGUGGGUGCUGGAGUGGAUGAGGAGG